Carassius gibelio (silver crucian carp) is the source of this 4463-nucleotide messenger RNA. RefSeq names its product C-type lectin domain family 11 member A-like. Bases 290 to 1102 code for a protein of 270 amino acids. The record is from RefSeq and is a predicted model, not a curated record. NCBI's taxonomy places the organism in Eukaryota, Metazoa, Chordata, Actinopteri, Cypriniformes, Cyprinidae. The transcript has 4 exons.
CUCUGAGGAACAAGCAGCUGAAAGAAAGCAAACAGAAAGAGAGAGAGAAAGAAACCAGGAAUCUUUUAGAUAAGGUGAAAGGAGGAGGAAAAGUAUCCGACAGCUGCAGAGAGGGAGGAGGCUAAAACAAAACAGAGCUGUAUAGAGGUGAAGGAUAGAGCGAGACAGAGUGGAAAGCGAUGUGAACAGAGGAGAGAAGGCUGCUGUUGAGUGAACAUCAAGAGUUGUGAACAUAUAUGCAGUAAAACAGAAGGGAGGGAUUUAUGAAGUGAAGUGAUCUGAAGUGGAGAUGAGUCUAACAGUGAUUCUGGCGGCUGUAGUGGGCUUCGGGGCUUUGUCUUCCUGUAACUCCGGCGAGAACACCACAGGACCAGCCAUCACAACAGCCGAUCUGUCUCAGGUGAGAGUGUUCAAUGAGGAGAUGGUCAGAGGACGAGGGGACACUCCUGACAUCAUAGAACCUGAACCCACCACUGCAGUCUCUGAAAUGGAGAGCACUUACAACUACAUCAUGUCUAGACUGGCAGCGAUGGAUCAGGCUAUCCACAGGCUCAAUGUGGGACAUUACACAUUGGACAUUAAAGUUACACAGCUGUUGGAAAGAAUGUCCCGACUUGAGAAUAGAUUAGGCGACACUGAGGAUGCCAUUCAAGAAGUCUCGUCCUACUGCAAGCACAAUCGCAAAGAGAUCGGACGACUAGAGGGCUGCCAGAAAGGCCGUAAAAUGGGUUACAAAUGCUUCCUGGCAUACCGUGUGUAUGAGACCUACACAGAUGCAUCCCAGAAGUGUCAGGAGCGGGGAGGACGCAUGGCUAUGCCACGAGAUCGCAAGGAGCAGGAAGCUUUGGCUGAAUAUGUGAAAUCAGUAUUCCACGGAAACUGGCCGGUGUGGCUUGGGAUCAAUGACGAGCGCUCUGAGGGCCUCUACCUGUUUGAGGACACAACUCGUGUCACUUACUUCCAGUGGAGGAAGCACUUCCUGUCAAGCCAGCCAGACGGUGGGAAGCGAGAGAACUGUGUAGCCAUGUCUUCAGAUGACGGAGACUGGUGGGACACCUACUGUGAAAGACGCAUGUAUUAUCUGUGCGAGUUUGAUGCUUGAUUCUCUCUUAAAUGGCUUUUUUUUUUAAAUAUAUAUAUCUAGAGCAGCUAUUAACUGUUUUAUAAACAGUUGUUGCACAGGUAAAAUUAGGGCCAGUAAAUUUAAUGGUCCUAUGAAAUGGUUUUAUAAAUGCAAUUUUCUUUCCUUAUAACAUUGUUCCUAUUGAAACAGGAAGUUGGAGCAGGACUCUAUAAACGAUUAUUUUGCUUCCAGAAUAAAAAAUAGGGAUAAUUUACUCACCCCCAUGUCAUCCAAGAUCUUUCUUCAGUUGAAAAUAAAUGUAGGUUUUUGAGGAAAACAUGCCAGGAUUUUUCUCCAUAUAGUGCACUUCAACGGGGACCAACGGGUUGAAGGUCCAAACUGUAGUUUCAGUGCAGCUUCGAAGGGCUCUACAUCAGUGGUUCUCAAACUGGGGUACAUGAGGUGACGGAGGGGGGUACGCAAACAAAAUGUUGAGGUUUCAUUGAAUUCUAACCUAAUUUGAAGUAACAUUAAAACCGAACACGUAUUUCUGUCAAGCAAAAUGCUGCUUCUAAUGUAAAAACAGGAAAAUGGGAGUGCCGUAAAUGGUCAAAUACAGACAUCCAAUCAGCUUACCUCAUCUUCUGUAGUCAAAACUGACUGCAUCCACACAAGCAGCGUGCAUGCGAUAGGAUGGCUGCUGAAUACGUUGCUUUAGCAAAUCGCGCUGCUGUUCAAUGCAUCUUUAUUGGAGACCUUCACUAAAUAGCACGAAUAGCAAAUAUUGACAUGGACUGAGAUCGAUUUAAACUCUCUUCGAUACAGACACACUCGGUGCGUGUUAUUGUUUUCAUGUUUAAGAUACGACUAAGAAUGCAAAUUUCAUGAAUAUCCAAACGAUGGCAAAUGUGCAAUUCAUUUUUUUAAACGGUUCAACAACAAAAAAAGAGGUAAUAUUAAGUGAACAUUUUAAAUUUUAAAUGUAGCCUACAUUUUAAAGGGGGGGUGAAAUGCUCGUUUUCACUCAAUAUCCUGUUAAUCUUGAGUACCUAUAGAGUAGUACUGCAUCCUUCAUAACUCCAAAAAGUCUUUAGUUUUAUUAUAUGUAUAAGAGAAAGAUAGUCUGUACCGAAUUUUCCCGGAAAAACACGACCGGCUGGAGGCGUGACAUGUGGGCGGAGCUAAAGAAUCACGAGCGCGAGUAAGCUUUUGCGUUGAGAACGUUUGGAAGCUGUGACAUUACCAUGAGGACAAAACAAACCAAAACAAACCAUGGCUAACAGUCAGAUUCAGCGUAUAUUUAUGAUCCAGAAUCAGAUCCAGAGGCUGAAAUUUAACAAGAGCAGCAUCAGCAUCAGCAUACCACAUGUCUCUAUGUGGUAUGUACUGAAACUGUAUAUAUUUGCUUAGCGGUUUUGGAAAAUGACUAAGUUCCACUUUGUCGUCUUUUUUUGUAUUCUUUUUUUUAAGCUGUACAUGUGGAAAGUGCAGUUGAUGAAAACAUUGCAUGUUGUUUACUUGAUGUGCUUACGCGCCGAUAGCUAAGUUAACAACACAGAGAUAUUUGAAGCAGUUUUACUCACCCCCUGCGGUUCCAACACACGAUCUUGACCCUUUUUCGUUGGGACUGCAUUAUCCUUAAGAGAUAAAUGAUAUGCAAAUCCGGCGUCAAACUGGACCUUGUUUGUAAAACAAGCAUCUUCGAAAUGAAGGGAACAAACACAAACACUUGCACAACUCCGUUGAUGCUCUGUAAAAAUAAACUCCAUCCACUGGUCCCUUAAUGCUGUUUUUUUGGUAAUCUGUGCAGGGUUGUCUUGCCCUGGCAACCAAAAGCACACUACUUUUGUGACUUUUCGUGACGCUCUCGCUCUGAUCAGUGAAGUCUGUUGUGCUCUCAGUGCUCUGCUAUAUGGGAGCGCGCACUCUUCCGGCAGAAGUGCCCUCAGGACCCAUAUAAGGAAAUUCCGCUCCAUCUAACGUCACACAGAGCCAUACUCGAAAAAAACUUUCCGAAACUUGUGACAAACCGGAAGGAGUAUUUUUGAAACAGAAAUACUCCUUCAAACUUAAUUUUUGAAACUUUGUCCAUGUGUAGCAUGGGAAUCCAACUCUUUAACAGUGUAAAAAAACUCAGUAUGCAUGAAAUAGCAUUUCACCCCCCCUUUAAACUGAAUAUUGUCAUGUUUGUUCUAUUUUGCAGCGGAAUAAUAGUUCCAACGAAAUCCGUAUCAUUCUCCAAGCAACAUACAGCGGUAUUUCAUUUGUGAACAAAUCUGUGGCUUAGUAAGAUUUGGAGAGUCAGUGAUUAAUAACCCAUUCAUAGCUACAGCAUUUUGCUUCGUUACUGAAUGAAUGAUUGAAUGACGCGACGCCUGGCUCAUUAAGACAGCGACUUGCCGCCACCUAUUGGUGGUUUUAUUUUUAAAUCUACAAGUAUCACUUUGAUUUGCCAUCAUUUAUUACUUUAGUUAUUAUAUUAAUAAUACACUUAAUGCAAUGUUAAGAAUACGACAUAAAACAUGAAAUACAAUUAAUAAGGAUAGAAAACAGUUGCCUCUAUAAAAGGUUAAAAUUCACCUGUAAAUCAAUUAUUUUUCCUUUAAUAUAAGUUGAAUGUUAAAUGCUCCAGGGGAUAUGACGCUGUAAAAAUAAGGCUCUUAUCUAGCGAAACAAACAAACAAUGUGACGUAGCCAGUACCGAAGUAUUACUCAACUCCAUCAAAAUUUUCCUCUCCGACUGAAAUAGUCUAACAUCGUUGCUUUAACUUUUUUUUGUAAAAGGUGUUUGAUUUAGUCUUUGGGCAUUCACUUUAUAAAAACUGGGUCUUUCCACCUACUUCACGUGUGACAUUUUCCAACAUGACAUGAACAUCUUGUUUGACAUGGGGUGAGUAAAUUAUCAGGAAAUAUUUAUUCUGAACUAAUCUUUUAACUCCCUGUCCCUUUAAAUCCCACAGCAAUUUCACUGGUUGAGACUCAUUUUAUUAUAGCUAUAAAUAAUUUGACCCUGUAUUCAUGAAAAUGUUAAUGCCUUUUGAAUUACAUAUUGCAUUCAUGAAUCAUGUUAUAUAGCAAAUGAAGUAGUUAGCCUACUAGCUCCAGAUAGCACAUUUGAACAGACUUUGAGGAAGGGCGAUAGGAUUCUCCUCUGGAUCGUAUAUUGUAGGGUGUAAGAGAAAUACUGUAUAUUUUAAAAAACAUAUAUCUGCUGAAAGUGAACAAACUUUACAAAAAAUACAACAUCCUAUACUCUAGAUGGCUAAUAAAUGCCACAAAACUCCAAUAUUCAUGGGAUCUAAAGUCAGUGCUGGAAACAUUUGUGAUAACAAAGGUUUGAAGAUCAUGGACAAAUGAAAACAUACUGAAAUUUAAUAAAUUUAAUCUUUUUGAUGUUUAA